This is a messenger RNA of Rhea pennata, 3841 nucleotides long. It is a transcript of the gene SEC14L1, whose product is annotated as SEC14 like lipid binding 1. The transcript has 17 exons. Gene Ontology annotation, molecular function: RIG-I binding. Gene Ontology annotation, cellular component: cytosol; cytoplasm. NCBI's taxonomy places the organism in Eukaryota, Metazoa, Chordata, Aves, Rheiformes, Rheidae. The record is from RefSeq and is a predicted model, not a curated record. Bases 239 to 2386 code for a protein of 715 amino acids. Gene Ontology annotation, biological process: negative regulation of RIG-I signaling pathway.
CCCCGCCGGAACCGGCGCGCGGCCCCGCGCCGACAUGAGGCCAGAGCCGGGCCGGCCGCGCUGACGGGAGCCGAGCAGUCGCGGGUACCUUCCUGCCUUGACUAGGAUGUUAGGUGAACUUUCUUAAGACUCGCGUUUCGAAGCGCCUGCGAUGCGUGUCCGCUGUGCUCUCUAGCUGGAGUCGAGAGGACUUUCCCGAAGUGCUGUAGAUCUGAGUUGAUCAUACUUAACUACAGCUAUGGUGCAGAAGUAUCAAUCCCCGGUACGGGUGUAUAAACACCCUUUUGAGUUAAUUAUGGCUGCAUAUGAAAGAAGGUUUCCUACAUGUCCUCUAAUACCCAUGUUUGUAGCUAGUGACACUGUAAAUGAAUACAAGAGCGAGGAUGAAGCUAUCCAUGUGAUUGAAAGGCGCUGUAAGCUGGAUAUAGAUGCACCACGGCUAUUGAAAAAGAUUGCAGGAGUGGACUAUGUCUACUUUGUUCAGAAGAAUUCUUUGAACAGACGAGAGCGGACUUUGCAUAUCGAGGCCUACAAUGAAACCUUCUCUAACAGAGUCAUUAUUAAUGAACACUGCUGUUACACAGUUCAUCCUGAUAAUGAAGAUUGGACCUGUUUUGAACAGUCAGCAAGUCUGGACAUAAAAUCUUUCUUUGGUUUUGAAAGCACAGUGGAAAAGAUUGCCAUGAAGCAGUACACCAGCAAUAUUAAAAAGGGAAAAGAAAUAAUAGAAUACUACCUGAAGCAGCUGGAGGAAGAAGGAAUAACUUUUGUUCCUCGUUGGACUCCUCCCAUUGCAUGUAAAUUGGAGAGCAGCACAUCCCACACAAGACGACCAGUUUCCCCUGCCAUUAAUAUACCAGACUCUGCCACAAAGGAGGGCUUGAACAACAAGGAGAUCCUCAACACCUCAAGCAGCCCUGCAGAGCCUACAGCAGGAACACCUGAUGACAAGCUAGAUGCAGACUACAUCAAGCGUUAUCUGGGUGACUUGACACCAAUGCAAGAAAGCUGCCUCAUUCGACUUAGGAAAUGGCUUCAGGAGACGCACAAGGGCAAAAUUCCAAAGGACGAGCAUAUUUUACGAUUUUUGCGUGCCCGGGACUUCAACAUUGAUAAAGCAAGAGAAAUUCUUUGCCAGUCACUAACGUGGCGUAAACAGCAUCAGGUAGACUAUAUUCUGGACACCUGGAACCCUCCUCAAGUACUCCAAGAUUACUAUGCAGGAGGCUGGCAUCACCAUGACAAAGAUGGUCGCCCACUGUAUGUACUGAGAUUGGGACAGAUGGAUACCAAAGGCUUAGUGCGAGCUCUUGGGGAAGAGGCCUUGCUUCGAUACGUCCUUUCUAUAAAUGAAGAAGGACUGAGGCGAUGCGAGGAGAACACAAAAGUAUUUGGCAGACCAAUAAGCUCUUGGACCUGUCUAGUAGAUCUAGAAGGCUUGAACAUGAGGCAUUUAUGGAGACCUGGAGUCAAAGCAUUGCUCAGAAUCAUUGAGGUGGUUGAAGCCAAUUACCCUGAGACUCUGGGCCGUCUUCUUAUCCUGAGAGCACCACGAGUAUUCCCGGUUCUUUGGACACUGGUUAGUCCAUUCAUUGAUGACAAUACUAGAAAGAAAUUUCUUAUAUAUGCUGGAAAUGACUACCAGGGUCCUGGGGGACUGCUGGAUUACAUUGAUAAAGAAAUUAUCCCUGAUUUCCUUGGUGGAGAGUGCAUGUGUGAAGUUCCAGAGGGUGGGCUGGUUCCCAAGUCCCUCUACCGGACAGCAGAAGAGUUGGAAAAUGAAGACAUAAAGCUUUGGACUGAAACAAUAUACCAAUCUGCAAGUGUCUUCAAAGGAGCUCCACAUGAGGUUCUCAUUCAGAUUGUGGAUGCCUCAUCGGUGAUCACAUGGGAUUUUGAUGUGUGUAAAGGUGACAUUGUUUUUAACAUUUUUCAUUCCAAGAGAGCCCCACAGCCUCCUAAAAAGGACUCUCUGGGAGCUCACAGUAUUACAUCUCCUGGUGGAAACAAUGUCCAGUUAAUAGACAAAGUCUGGCAACUGGGACGUGAUUACAGUAUGGUGGAGACUGCCCUUAUCUGCAAAGAAGGGGAGAGUGUGCAGGGAUCACAUGUGACCAGAUGGCCUGGCUUCUAUAUUCUCCAGUGGAAAUUUCACAACAUGCCUGCCUGUGCUACAACCAGCCUGCCUCGUGUGGAUGAUGUACUAGCAUCUCUACAGGUCUCCUCUCAUAAAUGUAAAGUGAUGUAUUACACAGAAGUAAUAGGAUCAGAAGAUUUCAGAGGAUCUAUGACCAGCCUUGAAUCAAGCCACAGUGGAUUCUCUCAGCUCAGUGCUGCCACAACCUCUUCCAGCCAGUCCCAUUCCAGCUCCAUGAUUUCCAGGUAGUGCCACAACAGAAGAAAAACAAACGGAUGAGAUGGCUGGACCCUCACCUGUGGCAGCUGACUGUAAUACAGCAUAUUCAACUGGCAACUGCAAAAACAAACACAAAAAAAAAAAAAAAAAAGAAAAAAGAAAAAAGCCCCACAAACACAAAAUCAAAAGCUUUUUAUAGAUAGUAAAGUAGCUGUUUGAAUUUUAAACUUAGUGGUUUUGGUCCUUGUUAGAUCCAACAGCUUGUCUUGUAACUUUAACCCUUUAUCCUAACUCAGCCAUAGAUAUUUUUGCAAGUGUGCUUGCACAGAUUCUGACUUUGAACACAAGGGCUCUCGUGGAAGGAAAAAUAAUCAGUGCAUCAGUUAAGAAUUAUUUUUUAAAUUGUGUAAAUGUUAAAAAGCAAAAAAGAGAAACCCUACCAAAAAUGCUCCGUAGUGCAUUAGAAAUCAACUGCAGGCCUCCUGUCAGGACAUUCCUUGCCACCUUAUGAAAUCCCUUGUGAUCUUCCAGUGCUGCAAACUGUCCUCCCAUUGCCACUAAGUGAUGUCCAAGACAAAGAGCAGUUGUUGGAUACUUGAUUUUUGAGUCCAUUUUUUUCAAGGCAUGCCCACAGAGCCGUGGGCAGGCUGUUAACACUAAUACCUUUUGUAUGAGCAUGUUGUUGGGGAAUUUCAGCUCUGGGUAUUGAUGGGUUAAGCAAUUCACAUUCUUUCCUUGGAUUUGCACUUGAAGCACUGUGGAGAGAGAGGCAGAGAGCAGGCUCUCCCUCGCUGUGUCACACUGGACUGGUCCAGACUUGGUCUGGGGAUUUGUUCCUAGUUUUGUGCUGGACUUCACUCCACUUACCCAGUACACUCCACAUAGAUUCAUUUUAGUGAGACUCUGCUGUUAUCAGGAAUAUUAGCAGAAUCUAAGCUUGUUUUUUAGAUCAGUCCAGAGGAGGUAUGGCUUCCAUCCUUCCUGCACACGUCUCAGUCCCUGUUGCCUCCUAUCCUUCCCUGUGUCUGUCAGAAAAAAAGCAGAGCUUUACAUAGACAGCACAGGGAUCUUCAUUGUAAGUGAUACAGAAAAAGAAACUCUCAGCAGUGCCUAUUCUACCAGUUUCACUGUUGCUACUGCCAGUAGUGAAUUGCCAUUGUGGAUUUCUGUCCUUACUAUACCCAGGCCCAAGCAAUCCUACUUGAACUCUUUGUAAAGUUAGUUCAGGUAUUCUUCCACUCUGGGCCCCCUCUCCCAUGCACAGUAAUGAGUUACUAAAUCUCCAAGACACACAAGACUUAAGUGCUGAGCAAAAGGAUGUUAUCACACAAGUACAGACCAUAAUCUGGCAGUGGAGCUGUAAAGGUUUCUUCUGUGUGGAGCACAGCAGGAGUUGCCUAGUUAGACCACUGCUAUGUCCUUACCCUCUUAAAGAGCUAAACUCUUUCUCUAGGCCAAAAAAAAAAAAAAAAAAAAAAAAAGAAA